CACUGAACCGCUGAUCGCACCGCCUGCACCAGAGAACUGAACUAAAGAGCUGAGAGAGAGAGAAAGAGAGAGAGAACACAAGACGAGAUUUAGGAGUGCUUGCUUCUCAGUAGUGUUUUGCAUGAAUGAAUGUCUCUUGAUGUGCUGUGUGCAUGUACAUAGCACAUGACACAGGAUCUCUGAUCGAUCCCUCUCACGUGCCUGAAGUCCACUUUUGUUAACCUGGAACUUUACUCUUUUAAGAGAUCACACUUUCUUCCUUGCUCUAAAGAUAGAGAUAGAGCAUGAUCACUGAUUGAGAAAAGAUAUUUAUUGUAUCCUCAUCCUGUCCUCCUGAUGCAGUAACACCUGGACGGAAAGACACCUGUCAUCUCAACACCUGGAUCUAGCAGCAUUUUUGAAAAAAAUAUUUUAAGGAUUGCUUUUUUUCUUGGGAUUUCUUUUAUUGUUUUGAAUCAGAGUUUGCACUGGAUAUUGAGGUUUGAAAUACCCAAGGGAACGGAUUCCACGCCUAAACUUUCACUUGGGAGAAAAAGACUUCUGAUGAGAGGAUGCUGCAGGGAAGCAGCGUGAGGCCGAGUCCCACGUGAAGCCCAUCCUCCUCCUGUUCCUCCACCUGCCGCCAUCCCAUGAUGCACUGCCCGUGCCGAGGGAGGCUAAAGCUGCUGCUGGCGUCUCUGAGCUUCAUUAUCCUGCUCACGUGGCUCUACCUGCUGGCGGGCAACCUGGAGAAUGGCCGCUCCUUGCUCCUCGCUCCAUGUCUUCUGGAGUCCUCGGAGGCGCGCUUCCUCGAGCGGGAGGUUCUCGCGUCCCGGGUUCGACAGGUGGAGGAAGAGAACCGGCAGAUCCGCCUCCAGCUCAGUCAAUCCCAGGGACAGACUGAAGGGAACUAUGGCAACCAGCAGUGGGUGGCAUCAGCUGAUACGGGAGCAGAGGAUGUGGAGAACACAGCAGAGGAACGGGCCAAUCACAGCGAAUGUGUCCGCUCACCUACUGCAGAGAAGUGUGAGUUGAUUCACGUGGCUUGUGUGUGUGCGGGUCACAACGCCAGCCGAGACGUGGUCACCCUGGUCAAGUCCAUCUUAUUCCACAGGAGAAAUCCUUUGCAUUUUCACUUUAUAACAGACACGGUGGCCAAUCAGAUCCUCAGCACGUUGUUCCAGUCGUGGAUGGUGCCGUCGGUGCAAGUCAGCUUUUAUGAUGCUGAUGAACUGAAGCCGGAGGUUUCAUGGAUACCCAACAAACACUAUUCAGGAAUUUAUGGCUUGAUGAAACUCACUCUCACCAAAGCGCUGCCCUCUGACCUCUCAAAAGUCAUUGUGCUUGAUACUGACAUCACUUUCGCCACGGAUAUUGCUGAGCUAUGGGCCAUCUUCAAAAAGUUCACAGCAAAGCAGGUGAUUGGACUCGUGGAGAACCAGAGUGACUGGUACUUAGGAAACCUCUGGAAGAACCACAAACCUUGGCCUGCUCUGGGACGUGGUUUCAACACAGGAGUGAUCCUGCUCUAUCUGGAGCGAUUACGGAAGCUCGGGUGGGAACAGAUGUGGAGGUUAACGGCAGAGAGAGAGCUAAUGAGCAUGCUUUCCACUUCCCUCGCCGAUCAGGAUAUUUUCAAUGCAAUCAUAAAACAGAAUCCAGUUCUUGUGCACCAGUUACCAUGUUUUUGGAAUGUGCAGUUAUCUGACCACACUCGCUCCGAGCAGUGCUACACAGAGGUGUCAGAUCUUAAGGUGAUUCACUGGAAUUCUCCUAAGAAAUUGAGAGUAAAAAACAAGCAUGUGGAAUUUUUCCGGAACCUGUACCUGACCUUCCUGGAGUAUGACGGGAACCUGCUCCGGCGAGAACUCUUCGGGUGUUCGAGUCAGGCCACUUCUGAGAGCACAAGGCUUCAAAAAGCACUAGAGGAGCUAGAUGAAGAUGACCAGUGCUAUGAUUUCCGGCGUGAGCGAAUCAUGGUGCACCGCAUACACCUUUAUUUUCUGGAGUAUGAAUACACGUCAACUGAGGAUGAUACAGACAUCACUCUAGUGGCCCAGCUGUCAAUGGACAGACUGCAGAUGCUGGAGGCCAUCUGUAAACACUGGGAGGGACCCAUCAGUUUGGCACUCUAUAUGUCAGAUGCCGAGGCUCAGCAGUUCUUACGCUAUGCCCAAGCAUCGGAGGUUCUCAAAAACCGAAAGAAUGUGGGAUACCAUAUUGUCUACAAGGAAGGACAGUUCUACCCUGUUAACCUGGUUCGCAAUGUGGCUCUCCGUAAUGCCAAAACCCCUUACGUCUUUCUGACUGAUAUAGAUUUCCUCCCUAUGUACGGACUCUAUGAUUACCUCAGAAAAUCCAUCGUCCAGUUGGACAUGGCCAACACCAAAAAGGCUCUGGUAGUGCCAGCCUUCGAGACUCUGAGAUAUCGCCUCUCCUUUCCAAAAUCCAAAGCUGAACUUCUGUCCAUGCUAGACAUGGGGACUCUCUAUACCUUCAGAUAUCAUGUUUGGACCAAGGGACACGCACCAACGAACUAUGCCAAAUGGAGGACUGCUACUACACCCUACAAGGUGGAGUGGGAAGCAGACUUCGAGCCCUACGUGGUGGUCAGACGGGAUUGCCCUGAGUAUGACCAGAGAUUUGUGGGCUUUGGCUGGAACAAAGUCUCCCACAUCAUGGAGCUUGAUGCACUGGAGUAUGACCUGAUGGUGUUACCAAAUGCCUUCAUGAUCCACAUGCCACAUGCACCGAGUUUUGACAUUUCAAAGUUUCGCUCCAGUCCGAGUUACCGGUUCUGCUUGACGACUCUGAAGGACGAGUUCCACCAAGAUCUCUCCAGAAAGUAUGGUGCUGCUGCUCUGAAGUACCUCACUGCUCAGAGGAACAUUUAAAUUCAGCCCUUCAUGUAUGUCCGUGCACAUUGGGGACACGUCUAAUCUGUUCCUGGAGGCCUUGUGGCCACAUGCUGCUCUCAGACAUGUUGAUAUAUCCAGUGUGCAUCAAGGUACUGAACUGUCCUUUCACAGUUUCUGCAUUUCUAUUAAAAUCUGCUCGACGCAGAUCAGACUGAGUGGAGCUUUAAACCUUGUUUUUGAACAUACUUGUUACAUUCAAGACUCAAUACAGCGAUGUCAGUACUAUUCCAAGCUAUGUGAAAAAUCAGACUGAGUGAAACCCAAAACAAGAUGGCUAAUACCUAACCGACCGCUGGUUGGCAGUGUUAACUGAAGUCUACUGUAUGUUUGUUUUUAAAGGUCUGGCAUAAGAGAUCUUGAUAAAGGUUUUUUUGACAA
This is a messenger RNA of Clarias gariepinus (North African catfish), 3275 nucleotides long. It is a transcript of the gene large2, whose product is annotated as LARGE xylosyl- and glucuronyltransferase 2. Lineage: Eukaryota; Metazoa; Chordata; Actinopteri; Siluriformes; Clariidae. The transcript has 16 exons. Gene Ontology annotation, biological process: protein O-linked glycosylation via mannose. The record is from RefSeq and is a predicted model, not a curated record. Gene Ontology annotation, molecular function: xylosyltransferase activity; glucuronosyltransferase activity. Bases 630 to 2873 code for a protein of 747 amino acids.